Messenger RNA from Botrytis deweyae, 885 nucleotides. RefSeq lists its product as uncharacterized. The record is from RefSeq and is a predicted model, not a curated record. Lineage: Eukaryota; Fungi; Ascomycota; Leotiomycetes; Helotiales; Sclerotiniaceae. The transcript has 3 exons. Bases 1 to 885 code for a protein of 294 amino acids.
AUGUUGCGCUACAUAAAUAGAGUCCGGCAAUUAUUCGAGUUGUAUGGAUCCUCUGCCAUUCCGCUGUUUGUUUUCGGUAGCCGCACUACUUGGUGUAUGCAGGCAAAAGUCCUUGGUGAGCUGAAAGAGGGACAAGAUCGACCUGAUAACUCGAGGGCUACUGAAUUCAAAAAUUCAACGCUCGCAGAAUGUAACAUGGUUGCUGUGGCUGCUGCUGUUGUUGCUCAGAUAGCCGUGACUGGGCUAUCACUGGAACUUUCAAAUCAGGCAUAUUGUCUAACAAAAACGUCUUUUGUACCGAGCUUGAUAUUUGCAAUUCUAGCUGUGUUUUAUGUCAGCUGCCUGCAGCGUAGAUUUAAUCGUCUACUCACAGGGGAAGAUAUACGUCGAUGGAUCAGGGGAAGUUCAAGGAAACCGGGUGCCAAAAGAUGGGUUUGGUCAGUCGACGAAGAAAUAAAAGCUCGUUGCUUUAUCCCGAGCGCAUCAUCAGUCAUCACAGCCUCUGCACCCCAACUGCUUCUUUCAAUCUCACUCACAAUGUUAGUGAUUGCUUUGGGGGUGUAUUUGGGGAAUUUUGGGACUGCAGAGCCUAGCAACACGAAAUUUGUAUUCGCACUGUACAUCAUUGGGUUGGUAUUCUUCGGCGGAGCCUAUAGCAUGGCGCAAUAUUUUGAUAUCGAGGAAAUUUGCUCUGAGAUUGACAUCAUCAAUGGGUACCUGACUGGAUGGUCAGAAAGAAUGCGUAGAGAUCAGGCAAAGAAUUCUCAACCCCCAGAUCCUGAGGGAGGUAAUACGGAAGAUAGUAUCAGUAAAAGCGGCAGCGAGGCCAGCAGCAGGAGUAAGAGCAGCAUCAAAGGCAAAGAAAGGGUUGGAAAGAAAGAUUGA